AUGAACCGCCUUCCACACGGGGUCAUUCUCAACAUCGUUUCUCGUUUGGAGCCAUUGGACUGCAUCGAAUGGUCUCAAGUAUCCCGGCAAUGGCGACGCCUUCUACCAUUGUAUGCUGCGGAGCCUUGGCGAGAUAUUAAAGUGGACGUGAAUUCUUUUCGUAUGCUUUCCCAUCUUCAUGUCUUUGGUCGCUUUGUGAGAACAGCGAGACUCAAGUUGGGUGCACUUGGAGCAAUGCUCGUGGCCUUGGAUCGAUUAAAGUCAUGUUCUUUAUUGGAGAAGCUUGAGUUGCGCGAUGUCCAUAUUACGAACCCCUAUGCUAUUCAAGCACAAUUGGGCUUUUGCUUCAAGCAUUGGCCGCGUUUAGAUACAUUUGCCAUCAUCAAUUUCCAGGCUCCCAGAGUGGAAUUUUCAGAUUAUAUCCUUCUUGCAGCAAAAUACAACAUCCACCAUGUCGUAUGUAUCGGUGGUUACGGAUGUGGUUUCGAUCUAUCAAAACGUCUAUUGUCAUCCAGCAAUCUCAGCAUACUCGUUUCACUUAUCAUCGAUGCUCCAAACCUCAUUCCACCCACCAUCAGAACCCUCUUGUCUUCCACACCCAAUCUUGAAUUCCUGGAACUGGAACUAGGUUCAUCAUACCUUCGUCGUUAUGAAAGCGAAUUGGCAUAUGAAGGGCUACAUGAACCACCGCUCAUGCCGUCUAUCCUUACGUUGUUCCCCAAACUCACUCACAUUCACCUUGAUUACGGCUUGACGAUACCAGAUGAUGAGGUUCCUUCUUAUCCCAGAGAUUAUUUGCAAUUCCCUACCAAGGCAUCGGAUGAUCAGCAAGUUUAUCCUGGAUUACGCUAUUACUGGAAUGGGAUAUCAGCAUUUGACCAAGCUGAAUACGACAUGAUAUUGAGAUACCAAUCAACUUUGGAACAUCUUCAUUUUGGCUAUCGUGAGCCUUCCACCUUUGUCCCCGAUUGGGAAACGUUUACAAGAUGA
Molecule: messenger RNA, 990 nt
Organism: Lichtheimia ornata
Lineage: Eukaryota; Fungi; Mucoromycota; Mucoromycetes; Mucorales; Lichtheimiaceae
Exons: 2
Coding region: 1-990 (329 amino acids)
Molecular function (GO): protein binding
Source: RefSeq, a predicted model, not a curated record